Molecule: messenger RNA, 3369 nt
Organism: Lucilia sericata (common green bottle fly)
Lineage: Eukaryota; Metazoa; Arthropoda; Insecta; Diptera; Calliphoridae
Gene: cd
Product: myeloperoxidase
Exons: 6
Coding region: 115-2613 (832 amino acids)
Biological process (GO): response to oxidative stress
Molecular function (GO): peroxidase activity; heme binding
Source: RefSeq, a predicted model, not a curated record
UUUUUAGACUUCGUUACGUUUACAACAUCAUUUUCAUAAGAUCUAACAUCUUGUGUUUUAGUUGUUAUUAAUAAUAAAAAAAUAAGUAAAGUUUAAUUUUUAAAAAUAAAGAAAAUGGCGGAUGAAACUACUCCUUUAACUAAUACUUUUGUGCCGCAACCACCACCCGGUCCGGUAUAUGUUUUCCCUGGAGGUGUUUCUCCUCGUUCGCGUCGUCAUAAAAUGCAUCAAUUGCAAUGGUGUUUAGGAUUAACAUUUUUAGUCAUCAUUAUUGCAUCUUUGAUUAUUGUCUUAGCCAUAAACAAUGAAUAUCCGUAUCCGCCCGUUUUACUGUUGGCUACAAAUGAGUCAGCCAAUAAUUUAAAUCAAACGGUCAAUUCAACGGUUUUAUCAGAAAGAUUAGAAGCCAUAAAGUUUCCCAUACCUGAUGAGCCGGAAGAUGAUUGGUCUCUGAGACGUUUUCAUUUGCAACACAAUGAUACUGAUUGGGCUAUAAGUGAGGGCAUUAAAGCCCUGGGAGAUCGUGAAAUAUUGGAAGAGAGUUUAGAGCCAACACCGGUUGAUUCACCAGCAUUUCGUCAUUACCGUUCAUUAAGUUCAAAUGCGGCUUCGAGGAAAUUGGCGCGUAGAGGAUUUGUGGAAAAUGAAGCCACAGAUAGUUUAGCGGAGAAAUUUAACUAUACACGUGGUCGUGUUCGUUCAAAUAUAGGCCAUGGACCCAAAAUCGUAUUACCUGAUCCUACAUCUGAUAUAAUAUGUGACUUCAAUGCCAAAUAUCGUCGUUCUAGCGGCAUAUGUAAUAAUAAAAAUCAUCCUCGUCAUUAUGGAGCAGCUUUAAUACCCUAUCGACGUAUGGUAAAUCCCGACUAUGCAGAUGGUAUUUCUCAACCCAGAGGAGUGCUUAAGAAUGGCACCAGUUUAUUGCCUCCCGCUCGUCAAGUGUCAUUGAAAAUAAAUCGUGCUUCCUAUGAAACAGAUUCAAAUUUCACUGUAAUGUUGGCGGUAUUUGGACAAUUUUUAGAUCACGACAUAACAGCCACUUCUCUUACAUCCUCUCUGGAAGGCGAGUCCAUAAAUUGUUGUGGACAACCUCUAAACUUAACACAUCCAGAAUGUUUUCCUGUUACAGUAUUACCCGAUGAUCCUUAUUAUAAGGCAUAUAAUUUAAGUUGUAUGAAUUUUGUGCGCUCAGCUCCGGCUCCGACGGGUCAUUUUGGUCCUAGACAACAAUUAAAUCAAGCUACUUCAUUUAUAGAUGCUUCAGUGGUCUAUGGAAAUUCAGAUUUGCGUCAGAAUCAUCUACGUACUUUAAACAAUGGUCUGCUGCGCAUGUAUAUUACCGAAGAUCAUAGGGAAUUAUUGCCCAUAUCCACAAAUCCAGAUGAUGGCUGUAAUCGCGAAGUCAUGAUAAAACAAGGGAAAUAUUGUUUUGAAUCUGGUGAUGAUCGAGCUAAUGAAAAUUUAUUAUUAACAUCCAUGCAUUUACUGUGGUCACGGCAACAUAAUUACUUGGCUAAUGGUCUACAGAAAGAAAAUCCCGAUUGGGAUGAUGAAACCGUAUUUCAAGAAGCGCGUAGAAUAGUAGCUGCCCAAAUUGCCCAUAUAACUUACAAUGAAUUUUUACCCAUACUAUUAGGCAGAGAAUGGGCGGAUAGGAAGGGAAUAACUCCCCAAAUGGAGAACCUGGAUGCUCCUGAUACUUAUGAUCGUAAUGUAAAUCCUUCUAUAGCCAAUUGUUUUGCAGCGGCAGCAUUUCGCUUUGCUCAUACUCUAUUGCCGGGUCUUUUUAAUGUCACCAGCAAUCAUAGUAAUCCUGAGUAUAUGGAACUGCAUAAAAUGUUAUUUAAUCCUUUUUCUCUGUGGCAAAGUGGUGGCAUUGACACAGCUCUUUUAAUUGCUACCAAUACGCCAGUACAACGCGUAGAUCGCUUUUUUUCCUUGGAAGUUACACAACAUCUAUUUGAAGAUAUCUCAGAUGAUCAUUUACCCGCUUGCGGUUUGGACUUAGUUUCGUUGAACAUUCAACGAGGACGAGAUCAUGGUUUACCCGCUUAUCCAGUUUAUAGAAAACAUUGUCAACUGCCACCGGUAGAUACUUGGGAGCAAAUGGCACAAGCUGUGGAUAAGGAUUCAUUGAAAUCGAUACGAGAAAUCUAUAGCUCUCCCAAUGAUGUCGAUGUUUAUACAGGAGCUUUGAGUGAGCCUCCCUUAGAAGGAGCUAUUUUUGGUCCUUUAUUAGCCUGCAUGGUGGCUGAUCAAUUUAUGCGAUUAAAGCGAGGAGAUUCAUUUUGGUAUGAACGUAAAAUUGGACCACAAAAGUUUACUAAAGAUCAAUUAAGAACGAUUUAUGGAACAACUUUAUCCCAAAUUAUUUGCCGUAAUUCCGAUGAUAUCAAACAGAUACGUAAAUAUGUUAUGGAACAUCGCAAAAAUGAACCAAACGUUAUCAUAGACUGUGAUGAUUUAAAGCAUUUCAAUUUUACUCCCUGGAAUUUGAAUCAACAACCUGUACAAUUGCAUAAAGCUCAAUUUAAUUCUCAAGCAGCCAGAAUACGUGUGAUUAAUAAAUCACAAACGAAUAAAACGAAUCAAUCUUUAAACUCUAUAAAUUAAUAUAAAACCAUAAUAUAUUUACAUACAUACGUACACAAUGUACAUACAUCAUCUUUUUUAAACAAAAAUAUCACACGAAACAUUCAUAUAACACCAACAUCAUCAUUACCAUCAUCGCCAUCAACAAGAUCAAACACAAAUAAAGUUUAAUGACUUUUACAUACAAUUUGUUCAUUGUUUUUGUUUAAUAUUACUUAUUUAAUUUAAUUUGUUUAUAUUUAUAUUUGACUUAAUAUAACAAUUAAUUUGUUUCUAACAGUAUAUUUACGCUUAGGAAAAUUGUGAUGAUGAUGAUGUUGCAUUAUCAGCAACUUGAUUUAUGCAUUGAGGCAUAACAGAAGUGUAUGGGAAUCUACUUAUUUGCAGAUUGAACAACUUUACACACUCCUCACAAUUGACAAUGAAGUUUGUUUGCCUGUUUUUAAAACAUCUUUCAACAUUCAUCACCAUUUUGCAAUCGAACGAACGAACGAUCGAUGAUUGUUCGACAUCAUCAUCGUAAUAUGGAUCACUGGUACGCGGCUGAUGUAAUCUUUUAAGGAAUUACGGAUUCAAUAUUUAUUAAUGAAUUUUUAUAUAUAAUAUUUCGUUAUUCAUUCUUUAGGUUCAAACUUAAAAAUGUAUUUUUAAAUGUUUCUUUUAAAAAAUAUCAAUUUAUAUUCAAUAUUUAACUAAAUCUUGUUUUUUGGCUUUUAUUAAUUAUUAUUAUUAUUAUUUUUAUAUAUUUAUUUAUAUGUUUUUUACUAUAUAUCAUCC